Messenger RNA from Pocillopora verrucosa, 3057 nucleotides. Its product is annotated as cilia- and flagella-associated protein 58-like. Gene Ontology annotation, cellular component: cytoskeleton. The record is from RefSeq and is a predicted model, not a curated record. Lineage: Eukaryota; Metazoa; Cnidaria; Anthozoa; Scleractinia; Pocilloporidae.
CCGCCAUUUUGGCUAAAGAAGAGUCGAACAAUCAGUAGAGAAGCAACAAACCUCGAAGUUACAGCUCACGAUCGGACUUCUAGUCCGUAAACACAUCAAGAAGAUAUGGAGACGGACAAAAAAUCUCAAGAUCUUAAAGAAAAGCCAGCCAUCGAAGAAAAUGCCUUUGAAGCUCUUGAGAGAGAUUUUCAGGAGGUUCUCGGGGAACUCAUGGGAGAUAAGAGUCUUGAAAAGUUUCGCGUAGAAUAUGAAAAGUUGCACAGAGCAUUGAAAAAGUCCCACGAAAGUGAGAAACGUUUGAUGCAAAAAUGCCGAGAGUUAAAUGCAGAGAUUGUGGCGAACGCCUCGAAAGUUCAAACUGCUUUGAAGCUCUCUCAGGAAGAUCAGACCACGAUCGCCUCACUAAAAAAGGAAAUAGAGAAGGCAUGGAAAAUGGUGGAUGCUGCUCAUGAUAAAGAACAGAGAGCAAGGGAGACAAUUCAGUCUUUGAAACUUGAAAUUGCAAAUCUCAGCAAACUUGUAGAGCAAGGAGCUGGUUUGACCAUGGGUCAGGAUCAUAGUGUGAAUGAGCUGCUUAAAAUCAAGGAUGAGCUGACAAAGGAAAGGGACGAUAAACUAUCUGAAAUUUCCAAGUUGAGGGAAGAAUUGUCAGGUGCAACUACAAAACAACAGAAAGCUGAACAAGACAGAGAAGAGGCUGAGAUGAAGAUUGCUGAGCUCAAGGAAGAUAUUCAGGUGCGAAGUAAUGAAGCCCAGCGAGAAGCUAGGAAAAAGGAGAAAAUUGAAAAGGAGUUGAAACAAGCAAAGAGUGAUUUGGAAACUAGAACUGCUGAACUGAAAACAAAAGCAGGGAAUCUUCAACGAGCACAGGAAGAUAUCACCAAGCUUGAACAGCAACUUAAAGAACAGAGGAUCUUGAAUGAAAAAGCCAUGAAGGAUACAGACUUAUUGAAUGCUCGCCUUACUAAAGUCCAGCAAGACUAUGAUCAACAACUUCUUAGCUGUGAUCAGCUGGCCACAGAAAACACGCAGAAAGCUGCAGAGUUGAAGGCUAAGGAGGAUGAAAUUAAUGCGCUGAAACAGGACACUGUACGACUUACAAAAAUGAGAGAAGCCAUCCAGAGGAAGCUGAGAACCAUCGAGGAUCAGAAAAUGGAGGUUGAGCAGCAGAAGGAAACUCUUAAAGGACAGAUUGCUGGCUUGGAAAAAGAACUUGAAUCAAGCAAAAAACAAGCCGAGGCGGAUAAAAAAGCGAUUGAUGAUCUCGUCCGUGAAAGGGACAUCCUUAACAAGAAUCUGUUGAAAGCAGCCGGUGCAACCCAGAAGCAACUUGGUCUUGUGCGGUUACACGAGCAAACCAAGAAGAACUUGGAGCAAGAGAUUCAGAACUACAAAGAUGAAGCUCAAAAACAGCGCAAGAUUAUCUAUCAACUGGAGAAGGAAAGAGAUCGAUACAUCAAUGAAGCAAGCGAGCUGACUCAGAAGGUUCUACAACACAUGGAGGAUGUCAAGGUCCGUGAGAUGCAGAUCUUCGAUUACAAAAAGAAAAUCGCCGAGGCUGAAACGAAAUUGAAACAACAACAGAAUCUCUACGAAGCUGUCCGUAGUGACCGUAACUUGUACAGCAAGAACCUGAUAGAGUCUCAGGACGAAAUCACCGAGAUGAAACGGAAACUGAAGAUCAUGAACCAUCAGAUCGACCAACUGAAGGAAGAGAUCAUGGCCAAAGAGGCCGCGCUGGUCAAGGAACAUCUGGAGCAUCAGAGGGUGGAGAAGGAGAAGGACGCACUCAAGGCUGAGCUGCAGAGGAUGAAGCAGCAAGCAGCUGAAUCCAAGGCUUAUAUCGAACAGCAGGAGGUUGAAGAGAGGAAGCUACUUAAGAUCAUCUCUGAAGCUGAUGCUGAAAGGCUCCGGCAGAAGAAGGAACUUGAUCAGGUAAUAAGCGAGAGAGACAUUUUGGGAACGCAGUUGGUCAGACGCAACGACGAACUGGCUUUAUUGUACGAAAAGAUCAAAAUACAACAGUCAACUCUUAACAAAGGCGAAAUUCAGUACCGCCAGAGGUUGGAAGACAUCCGAUUGUUAAAACUUGAAAUUAAGAAACUUCGCCGCGAGAAAAACAUCCUUACAAAGAGUGUAGCGAACGUAGAAGAUUUAAGGCGUGAGGUGUAUCAUACCCAGCGUGAGCUUCUCAGAGAACGAACCCGAUGCAAGGCUUUGGAAGAAGAACUCGAAAACCCGAUGAACAUUCACAGAUGGAGAAAACUUGAGGGAAGUGAUCCGAGCACGUACGAAAUGAUUCAAAAGAUACAAACUCUACAAAGACGACUUAUACAGAAAACUGAAGAGGUGGUGGAAAAAGAACUCCUUAUCCAAGAAAAAGAGAAGUUGUACAUGGAACUAAAACAAAUCCUGGCUCGUCAGCCCGGGCCAGAAGUGGCUGAACAACUCAGUAUUUACCAACAAACACUCAAAGAAAAAACAAAGCAGAUGAAAGGAAUGUCAUCUGAACUGAACAUGUACGAGGCACAAGUGAAAGAAUAUAAAUACGAGAUCGAAAGACUAGCUAAAGAACUACAGGAAGUCAAGAAAAAGUUUUACAUGCAGAAGAGAAAAGAACAACAAGCGAGGGAAAGAGACAGAGCUUACCAACAGGCCACUGGACCCGCUUUCUCUCCACAAAGAACGGAUGGACCAAGGUUCACUGGUGGUGGUUUUAAUCUGAAGCCGCCUGCGAAGGCCGUAGCAUAAAUAAUCGACAUUUUAUCUGUGAAUAGUGCGAAUAGACUUUCUGGAGUUGUAUAUAAUACUUUAAAAAUAACCAUGAAAAAACUUAAAUCUAAAGCACGCAGAUCGAGUGCAAUACACUACUAGCGUCUUGGAGUAUAACACGUUUGUUUGAGAACUGUGGAUGCCUCAAGACUUUUAAGAACACCGAUUCAGGUUAUGCGCGUAUUGUGUCUACUAUGUUUCAAUUGGUUUAUUACUUUUUUUAUUUCCUGAAUUUAAAAAAGUACAAACAUGGUUUGGGUGAAUAUAUUUUAGAACAAAGCCUCA